This is a messenger RNA of Bufo bufo (common toad), 3605 nucleotides long. RefSeq names its product UPF1 RNA helicase and ATPase (gene UPF1). Gene Ontology annotation, biological process: nuclear-transcribed mRNA catabolic process, nonsense-mediated decay. Gene Ontology annotation, molecular function: RNA binding; zinc ion binding; DNA binding. Gene Ontology annotation, cellular component: cytoplasm. The record is from RefSeq and is a predicted model, not a curated record. Bases 193 to 3519 code for a protein of 1108 amino acids. The transcript is spliced from 24 exons. NCBI's taxonomy places the organism in Eukaryota, Metazoa, Chordata, Amphibia, Anura, Bufonidae.
CAUCUUUCCCGUGCGGCGGCGUGUGACGUCAAUUGCGGCGGAGGGUGCUGGAUCUCAGGCGGUUGGCUGCAUUGCCCGCGUUCGGUGACGGUGAAACGUGAGCAGUUAGAGGUCGAAUAGCGAAGCGUUACCCGUUACAGAGCUGUCUAUCAGACCCCGACGUCGCCAGAGCCUUUUUGGAGCCGGUACAUCAUGAGCGUGGAGGCGUACGGGCCCAGCUCGCAGACCCUCACCUUCCUGGACACGGAGGAGGCCGAGCUUCUGGGGGCCGACACUCAGGGCUCGGAGUUCGAGUUCACCGACUUCACUCUGCCCAGCCAGACUCAGGGGCAGACUCAAAGCCAGCUUGACGGGCAGGUUAAUGGCCCAGAUGGUAUACUACAGAAUGGCACAGUGGAUGAUGGCGUGGGGAAAACAAGUCAGCUGCUGGGUGAGCUGAACUUUGAGGAAGAUGAAGAAGACACAUAUUAUACAAAGGAUCUUCCGGUGCAUGCCUGCAGCUAUUGUGGCAUUCAUGAUCCAGCUUGUGUGGUCUACUGCAACACAAGUAAAAAAUGGUUCUGCAAUGGACGUGGUAACACCUCUGGCAGCCACAUUGUGAAUCAUUUGGUAAGAGCAAAGUGUAAAGAGGUCACUCUGCACAAGGAUGGACCACUUGGCGAGACUGUGUUGGAAUGCUACAAUUGUGGAUGCCGAAAUGUGUUUCUCCUGGGAUUCAUUCCAGCUAAGGCAGAUUCUGUCGUUGUGCUUCUGUGCAGGCAACCAUGUGCAAGUCAGAGCAGUUUGAAGGACAUUAACUGGGACAGUUCCCAGUGGCAGCCUCUUAUUCAGGACCGUUGCUUCCUCUCCUGGUUGGUGAAGAUCCCUUCUGAACAAGAGCAGCUCAGAGCUCGCCAAAUCACUGCUCAGCAAAUAAACAAACUGGAAGAGUUAUGGAAGGAAAACCCUUCUGCCACAUUGGAGGAUCUGGAAAAGCCUGGUGUUGAUGAGGAACCUCAACAUGUUCUGCUUCGUUAUGAAGAUGCUUAUCAGUACCAAAAUAUAUUUGGGCCUCUUGUUAAACUUGAAGCGGACUAUGACAAAAAACUGAAAGAAUCUCAGACACAAGAUAACAUAACAGUGCGAUGGGACCUUGGCCUCAACAAGAAGAGGAUUGCUUACUUCACUUUGCCCAAAACUGAUUCUGAUAUGCGUUUAAUGCAAGGAGACGAAAUAUGCUUGAGAUACAAAGGUGACCUUGCACCUUUGUGGAAAGGAAUUGGACAUGUGAUUAAGGUCCCUGACAACUAUGGUGAUGAAAUUGCCAUAGAGCUGAGAAGCAGCGUCGGUGCUCCGGUGGAAGUUACUCACAAUUUCCAAGUGGAUUUUGUAUGGAAGUCAACAUCAUUUGAUCGGAUGCAGAGUGCGUUGAAAACUUUUGCAGUAGAUGAGACUUCAGUUUCUGGUUACAUUUAUCACAAACUUCUGGGUCAUGAGGUGGAAGAUGUAAUUAUAAAAUGUCAGCUUCCCAAGAGGUUCACUGCACAGGGACUUCCAGAUCUCAACCAUUCACAGGUUUACGCAGUGAAGACCGUUCUUCAACGACCUCUAAGUCUCAUUCAGGGGCCGCCUGGGACUGGAAAAACUGUAACUUCUGCAACAAUUGUGUAUCAUCUUGCUAGACAAGGAAAUGGCCCGGUCUUGGUGUGUGCUCCAAGCAAUAUUGCUGUAGAUCAACUCACUGAGAAAAUACACCAAACGGGACUCAAAGUUGUUCGUCUCUGUGCAAAGAGCCGUGAAGCCAUUGAUUCUCCAGUUUCUUUCUUGGCACUGCACAAUCAGAUCCGCAACAUGGAAAGUAUGCCAGAACUUCAGAAAUUGCAGCAAUUGAAAGAUGAGACAGGAGAACUGUCAUCGGCUGAUGAGAAACGAUACAGAGCUCUUAAAAGAACAGCAGAACGAGAAUUACUUAUGAACGCGGAUGUAAUUUGCUGUACAUGUGUUGGUGCAGGAGAUCCUAGGCUUGCUAAAAUGCAAUUCCGGUCGAUUUUGAUUGAUGAAAGUACUCAAGCCACAGAGCCUGAAUGUAUGGUGCCAGUUGUGCUGGGAGCCAAACAGCUAAUACUUGUAGGAGAUCACUGUCAGCUUGGUCCAGUUGUGAUGUGUAAAAAAGCUGCAAAGGCUGGACUGUCUCAGUCACUGUUUGAGAGACUUGUGGUUCUUGGCAUCAGACCAAUUCGCCUUCAGGUUCAGUACAGGAUGCAUCCCGCCCUUAGUGCUUUUCCAUCAAACAUUUUCUACGAAGGUUCCCUUCAAAACGGAGUAACUGCAGCGGAUCGUGUGAAGAAAGGCUUUGACUUCCAGUGGCCACAACCAGACAAGCCAAUGUUUUUUUACGUCACCCAGGGACAAGAAGAGAUUGCCAGUUCAGGGACUUCUUAUCUAAACAGGACAGAAGCUGCUAAUGUUGAGAAAAUUACUACCAAACUUUUGAAGGCAGGCGCCAAACCAGACCAGAUUGGUAUAAUUACUCCAUAUGAAGGGCAGAGGUCCUACUUGGUUCAGUACAUGCAGUUCAGUGGCUCUUUGCACACUAAGCUAUACCAGGAGGUGGAAAUUGCCAGUGUAGAUGCUUUUCAAGGAAGAGAGAAAGAUUUUAUUAUCCUUUCUUGUGUUCGUGCGAAUGAGCACCAGGGAAUAGGUUUUUUAAACGAUCCCCGUCGCUUGAAUGUGGCAUUGACGAGAGCACGGUAUGGUGUAAUCAUUGUGGGCAACCCAAAGGCACUUUCAAAGCAACCCCUGUGGAACCACCUUCUAAAUUACUACAAGGAACAAAAAGUCCUUGUUGAAGGACCUCUCAACAAUCUUAGAGAAAGUCUCAUGCAAUUUAGCAAACCUCGCAAACUUGUAAAUACCAUUAAUCCUGGGGCACGUUUUAUGACAACAGCGAUGUAUGAUGCCCGUGAAGCAAUAAUCCCUGGUUCUGUGUAUGACCGGAGUAGUCAAGCUCGACCUUCAAACAUGUACUUUCAAACUCAUGAUCAGAUCGGCAUGAUUAGCUCUGGACCCAGUCAUGUAACUGCCAUGAACAUUCCUAUACCAUUUAAUUUGGUCAUGCCUCCAAUGCCUCCUCCAAGUUAUUUUGGACAGGCCAAUGGACCAACUGCAGCUCAUUCAUACAUUGACCGUAUUUCCCAAGGUCGUGGAAUGACUAAAGGGAAAUCACCCCGUGGUGGACGCCAGAAACAGAGGGGCAUUGGGCUUCAAGGCAUGAGUCAGGGAAAUAUGCCAAAUAGUCAGGCCAGUCAAGAUGUUGUAUCCCAACCAUUCUCUCAAGGACCCCUUACCCAAGGAUACAUAUCCAUGAGCCAGCCAUCACAAAUGAGCCAGCCAGGGCUUUCUCAACCAGAAUUAUCACAGGAUAGCUACCUUGGUGAUGAAUUUAAGUCUCAGAUUGAUGUUGCGUUAUCGCAGGACUCCACUUACCAGGGGGAGCGCGCCUAUCAACUUGGAGGUGUGACUGGGCUGUCACAGUACUAGUGUGUUGAAGACGAGCUAAGCCCGCGUGGAACUUAGUUCAUCCACAUUUUAUUCUGAGUAAUAAAAAAAUAAACGGAUACCUGUUU